AUGAAGGCGGAAGCCUGCAGUGAUACGUCAGAGCCUCGAGCCUGCGGAAAAGAUAUCGAGCACGCCUCCAAGCGGCACAGCCUUUGGCUGCCACUUUUGACGGCAGUGACAUGGCCUCAGGGCGGCGUAAAACCCAUCGCUGAGCACGGUCUGCCCGUAAUGAUCUCGCCACCGUGGGUCCUCGACUCAUUCGCCUUCGACCACAUCAACUCACUGUCAGAAGAGCAGAGGGACUUUGGCUGGCAGACGUUCCGUCACUACUAUUACAACUCGUACAAAGUACCCUGCGUCGCUACGUUCAUCAUAUGGAGCAUCUUUGCAGCUCUCGUCCUCGGUUGCAGUAUAGGUAGCCUCAUCGAGCUUCUCAGCCCUCGCUUCCAUCGAACGCUAUCUCAACACGCCAGAUGGUGGCGGGCAAACCUGUCUGAGCAUCCACUCGGAUCCAGCCAGCACUCUCAGAUACUGGCCUGCGGCAAGGGGAUGUUCUGCUGGAUCACAAUACAGCUUCCGCUCAGGCUCGAAGUGCUACUGUUAGUGGCCAUGUUGGCGGCAAACGUCGUCCCUCUCGUCUCCUUCUACUCGCUCUACGUCGGUCACAACACCUACUUCAUCGGGUCGGAUCAUGUCAGCCGUCGCGAUCAGACGCUGCGCCAUGUUGCCAACAGAGGUGCAAUGCUUGGAAUCGCGCAGCUGCCCAUGUUGAUCCUGCUCGCAAGUAAACGGACGCCAGUGGCGAUAGUAAGCCAGCUGUCCAUGAAUACGAUGAUGCUCUUUCAUCGGUGGAUCGCGAGGAUGUGCUACAUGCAUGUCGCGAUUCACAUCCUGUUCAACGCCCUCAUUUUCCAUUUCUCCAUUGGCAAUACGGCCAACCUCAAGACCCCAGCGAUACGGUGGGGCAUCGUCGCCACUGUGAUGCUUUCAGGGCUUGUUACUCUGUCGCUCAGAGCCUUUCGCAAGAGGCACUACGAGGUGUUUGUUUUCACGCACAUCACAAUGGCCUUGCUCAUGGUCGUCACCACCUACCUCCAUAUCAACCUCCUCCAUCAAGGACGUCUUCGAUUGCAGGUCCUUGUCCUAGAGCUUUCGGCAGCUUUUUGGGCGUUCGAUCGAUCGGUCCGUCUGGUGGGAAAGAUCUGCAUGUCCUUUUCCUGGAGGUACUGUGACGCUGCCGGGCCGAUGCGUAGAGCAUUGCUAACCUGUUAUGGCGAAGGGGCGUACAUCGGCCUUCGGAUCGAGGUCCCAGCUUCCCGCCUGCGGUUGACGGACUCUGCCCGCUUCUCCGCCCUUUCUUCAUGUCCUCUUCCCGAGGACAUGGAGGAGAGACAACCUCGCAGUCCUUUAAGCUCGCUCUGCAGUAGUUCAGCCUUUGAAAGAGUUAGAAUCGGUGCUGGAGACGAUAUCCGCAUCACGAUUCCCAAACUACAAUGGGUAGGCGGUCAUCCCUUUUCGGUGCUCGCCGUCGGGCUCUGCAAAUCCGGCGAACCUGGCAUGGGCUACAUUGACCUCGUCAUCCAACGUCAGGCUGGCAUCACUCGGAAGCUGUCCGAGCUUGCCCAGGAAGAGCUGCCUUGGUCGGGCUCGGAGAAUCGGGGGCCGAAAGGUCCAUACUUGCAAGACGCCGUCCGCUCGUUGCCGAAGCAAGUCAAGGUGUUGAUCGAUGGACCCUUUGGCCGAAGUCCAUCUUUGAAAGGAGCGCGUCACGCCGUGCUGGUCGCUGGGGGCAUCGCUGUCACAUUUUGCUACCCCCUCUUUGCUAAGGCAGCUCGAGGCGAGUACCGCAGCUUGGAAACGUGCAAAAUGGUUUGGAUCGUGCGCAACGAGACCAUCCUUGAUGUGCUCAGGGCCGACCUUUCCGAGCUCGUGCAGGAGGCUAGAAGGAGAGGGGGCAGCUCUUGCCAGCUUUCCAUCGACAUCUAUCUUACUGCGCCGCGCAAGGAACAUUCGGAUCGUUCAACACAGGUGGGUGUCGUCGAACGCAAGCUUAGGCUUCCGUCAAGACUGAGACCCACGUGGCAGGGACUGGGCUCUUACUCGCUUCUCGAUUCGGCUUCGUCUUCGGCCACCCUCGCCUACCGAGAGGAUGCUGGGACACCUGGGUCUGCAAACCUCUCCAGUGGCAGGUCGCCGUGCUGGAGAGGGUUGAGGCACGAGGCGAGUAACGAGAUGGACAUCUCGAAGCAGCAGUUGCCGAAGCCGGCUUACUUACAAGACGGUGUCUAUCGCCACACGAGUGGGAGCAGCACCCCGUUUUCGACCAGCAGCACGAUUUCCGCCUUUGAUUCGAGCUUCUCCCCGAUCUCGCCGCAAGUCAACUUUCGGAAGCCGCGACCUGAUUUUCUCCGAGGGCCACUCGGGUGCGAAGGCGGUCGUCUGCCCUCGCCGUCUAUCCAAAAUUUCGCUCAUGCUCAGCAAGAAGAUGCAGAGAAGGUGCUUUCCAGCUACCAUACGAACGGUGAUGCCAAGGCUCACGCAGAGUCGAGAGUAAGCUCGCAGUACGCGGGCCGUCGGAGCGCUUCAAGCAUGACCAGCACGUUGGUGCCUGAUUUGCCGCUCGAUCCAUCGGCAAGAUACUUCGGAAUCGGAGCAGAGGUGCACGACCGGUGGAAGGCGGACCAGGACGUCUUAGCCGAGAGCCGAGGUGGGCUGGUUGAAGUUCGGCGAUUCGAGGGCCGACCGGGAUUGGCGGCGGUGCACGGGCAUAUUGACAUGGAUACGGAAGUGGAUCCAGGCAGGACAGUCUUUGCGACGUGUGGUCCCGCUCCACUGUGCGACUCUGUGCGUGCAGAGGUGGUGAAGCUGCUCAAGAAAGGAGCAGACGUUACGCUGGUUGAAGAUUGCUUCAGCUGGUCCGGUUCAUCAAACGUCUGGACCAUUGCCGAGACCAAAGUGGAGCCGUCCGUGCUGUAUCCUGCGAUCGCGUGGUGGUUCAAAGCGUUGAUCGCCAAGGAACGCGACGUCGGUCAACCCACAUGGGCGAAUGGCAGCUCGCCUACGGACAGAGCAGGGCCGCUGCGCAAAUUUUUCGCUCUUGACCAUGUGCAGCCAGCUGAUGCACGCUGCGCUAUCUGA
Molecule: messenger RNA, 3069 nt
Organism: Moesziomyces aphidis
Lineage: Eukaryota; Fungi; Basidiomycota; Ustilaginomycetes; Ustilaginales; Ustilaginaceae
Source: the annotation of a GenBank genome assembly